Phytophthora sojae is the source of this 849-nucleotide messenger RNA. RefSeq lists its product as hypothetical. Gene Ontology annotation, cellular component: endoplasmic reticulum membrane. The record is from RefSeq and is a predicted model, not a curated record. Bases 100 to 573 code for a protein of 157 amino acids. The transcript has 2 exons. Gene Ontology annotation, biological process: ceramide metabolic process; intracellular sphingolipid homeostasis; negative regulation of ceramide biosynthetic process. Lineage: Eukaryota; Oomycota; Peronosporomycetes; Peronosporales; Peronosporaceae.
GCAGCUCCACGCCUCGAGCAGCAGAGCGACAUCUAGAUCGGACGCACCUCCUCCUCCUCCUGCUCACAGAGCACCGACCCUAGCAAGCAAGCGAGCACCAUGACGGCCCACGUGGACACGAACAAGAACGUCAACUGGAUGGACUCGCGCGGCUUCUGGACCUUCUACAUCAUGCUGCUGGCCUCGCUGUACAUGGCGAUGCCCAUUAUCUUCCCCACACACGGUGACGCCCUCACGGCGGUCAACGUCAUCCACGGCGUGGUCUCGUUCGGCAUCAUGCACUGGGUCAAGGGCUCGCCCGAUGACAACUCGAUGGGCGACUACCGCGAGCUCACGUUCUACGAGCAGAUCGACCAGGGCCACCCGUGGACCAACACGAAGAAGUUCCUCAUGAUGAUCCCGACGUUCCUCUUCCUGGCCGCGUCGGUCGCCACGGACUACGACACGCGCCACCUGCUCAUCAACUUCCCCAUCUGGGCGACGCUCAUCCUGGCCAAACUGCCGGAACUCGACCGCGUGCGGAUCUUCGGCAUCAACUCCACGGUCGGCAUUGACGACCACAAGAAGAACUAAGUAAGCGAGGGUGUCUCACGACCAGGCUGUACGUCAAGAGCGCAGCGCGAGCCGCGCUCUCGUGCGUCGAGGCGGUGCCACGUCAGCAGCGGCGACCUCCAUCUUUUGUGAGUCUACACUACGGACAGCGUGAUCGAUUAGCUGGAGAGCACAAGGCGAGAGUGGACUGGGCUCCUUCCUGCCUUCUUGAAGUUUGAUUUGCUACGUGUACCUUGCUGCGUUGCUGCAUGCCCCCAUGCAGUGAACCAUUGAACAAGAUUGCCAUGAUCUCACUUU